CUAUAAAAGUCGUGCAUGUCUCGUGCCCCUUUUUUGUAUUCUUGCAUUUUUAGUUUUGAAUAAUUCAAAAUAAUUUAUUCAUCGGAGCAAUCAGUUCUUUAAUAAAUUUAGAGUGAAAAAAAACUUUACUUGUUUAGGCUUAAUAGCAUAAGCAUUUGGUUUUUAACUUUAAAUAAUACAAGGAUUUUCUCACUCACGAUAUUUUAAGUAAACUUUGUUAUCACAAAACGGAAUAAGCUUUGGGAAAACUUAUGCAGUAAAAUAAAAGGAGUUACUUCCUUUAUUUUUGUAAUAAAUAGUUAAAAACAUGAUAUGCAGAUUAAUGAUCGUGAAUUUGGUGUCGUUGGCUCUGUGUUCCACUAGCACGACAAAAACUAGACAGCUGAAGCUGAAUGGGGAUUUUAUUCUUGGGGGACUAUUUCCCAUGCAUGAGGCAAAAGCUGUUGCGGACCCAAGCCAAUCUUGCGGACUAAUUAAAGAGGAGAAAGGAAUUCAACGGAUGGAGGCUAUGUUGUACGCUUUAGACCAAAUCAACCAGGACCCGGACCUUCUUUCCAACGUCACCCUGGGAACUUUCAUUCUUGACACGUGCUCUCAAGAUACGUACGCACUGGAACAGAGCAUGGAGUUCGUAAAGGCAUCUUUGACCACCUUGGACGAAUCUCAGUACCGCUGUGAAGAUGGGAUGAAACCGAUAUACAACCCCCAGAAACCGGUGGUAGGGGUUAUAGGGGCGUCAUCUAGUUCUGUAUCUGUCAUGGUCGCAAACAUACUUCGGCUUUUUAAGAUCCCCCAGAUAAGUUAUGCUUCAACCAGCACUGAGCUGAGCGAUAAAGCCAGGUUCGGCUAUUUUUCCCGAGUCGUUCCGCCGGACAAUUUCCAAGCCCAAGCUAUGGUUGAUGUAAUCAAAGAGUUAGGCUGGAAUUACGUGUCAACUGUAGCGGUAGAAGGAGACUACGGCGAGAAGGGCAUAGAAUAUUUCAAAAUGUUGGCUGAAAAGACAGGUCUCUGUAUAGCCGUGUCUGAAAAGAUAACCAGAAAUUCACGACCUGAAGAUUUCGACUACAUUAUCAAAAAGCUUGUAAAAAAAUCUCGAGCUCGUGGCGUUGUUUUGUUUGUGGACGAAGACAAUUGCAGGAAAUUACUAGCGGCCUCUAUUCGAGCUCGUAAAGCGGGUCAUUUUUUAUGGAUUGGAAGUGACAGCUGGGGUGCCAAAGCCCAUCCGGUUAGAGAACAGGAGGAAGCAGCAGAGGGAGCUAUCACAAUCCUGCCAAAACGAUAUGAAAUUAAAGGGUUCAAUGCUUACUUCAGAUCUCUAAACCCCGAAACUAACUUGAGGAAUCCCUGGUUUAAACCAUUCUGGGAACAAAUCUUCGACUGUAACUUUGAAACACUAGAAGUAAAUACAACCAAAUGCACAGGAAACGAAACUUUUACGAAAUACGAACAGGAGGGCCUAGUUCCAUUCGUUAUAGACGCCGUUUACGCUAUGGCGCAUGCACUUGAUGACAUGAUUCGUGACCAGUGUGGUAAUUCCAGAGUUUUGUGCAAAGAAAUUUUGCCUAUUCCACAUGGCAGCAGCCUUUUACAGUACAUUCGAAAUGUUUCUUUUCAAAGUUUACAAAAUGAAAACAUCGUUGUCAGAUUCAACAAAGAUGGAGACGCUCCGGGAAGCUAUUACAUCUACCAGUAUCAAAAACUAGAUGGCCAUAAGUUCGACUACAAGCGAAUUGGAGAAUGGAGUGAGCAAAAAUUAAGUCUUCACCUAAACCGAACCAAAUGGGAAGAUGGUAGCACUACUAUCCCCAUGUCCAACUGUAGUGAUCCGUGUCCAGCUGGACACGUGCGAGCUUUCCGACAGGGCACCUGCUGUUGGGUUUGUGUGCCUUGUCGAAAUGAUGAGUACAUUGUGGAUGACCAAUGCACCAAAUGCCCUGAAGGUUAUAUGCCAAGAAGUGACAAGGUAGCUUGCUCGAAGCUUCCGCUGGUGUACAUGACUUGGGAGAGCCCUUGGGCAAUUGUACCUGCUGUAUUUGCUGCAUUGGGAAUAGUUUUCACGCUUUUCACGUGUGCUGUCUUCAUUCGCUUUAGUCACACUCCUGUCAUCAUGGCUUCCGGAAGAGAACUGUGCUACUUGCUACUGUUAGGUUUGUUGCUAAGUUACGGUGUAAGCUUCGUUAUCCUAGCAAGACCCACAGUCCCCACGUGCAGCUUAAUGAGAGUAGGCCUAGGUUUAUGUUUAAGCCUAUGUUACUCCGCCAUUUUUACCAAAACCAAUCGGAUUUCCAGAAUCUUCAAUCGGGGAAUUCAAAGCAUCAAAAGACCUAGCUAUACCAGCCCACGAUCCCAGGUUGUUAUCUGUUUAGCCCUAGUAUCGGUUCAGUUGGUCUUUGCCAUAGCCUGGUUGAUAGCAGAACCGCCAAGCCUUAAGCAAAAGACUUUCCCUACCGGUAACUUUGCUGUGCUCCAGUGUGGGAUCUCCAGCAUGUCCAUGAUUGUUUCUCUAAUCUACAAUAUGCUUCUGAUAGUCCUGUGUACCGUGUACGCCUUUAAAACCCGCAAAAUCCCCGAGAAUUUCAACGAAGCCAAAUAUAUUGGCUUUACCAUGUACUCAACGUGCAUUGUUUGGUUGGCUUUCAUACCCAUCUACUUCAGUACCAACAAUGAUUUCAAGACUCAGUUGGCCAGUUUGUGUAUGUGUAUCAGUAUCAGCGCCACAGUUGCUCUCGGCUGUCUUUUCACACCAAAGCUCUACAUCUGCCUUUGUCAGCCUUACAAAAAUGUCCGCUCGGGUGGCACCCAAAGCAGCGCAUCCGGGGCCUGCCACAGUAUGAGGUUCGCUCGACCUACAGCGAGUGCUGCUAUAGCAAGUGUUGCAACAGCAGCAGUGAUUAGCUCUACCAGACACGCAACAGAAUCGUCCGAUAUCCGGUCCACAACCAACGGGGAAGUGACGUCACCAAGCGUAGAAGAAAGUAGUAUAAGCUAAAAUGGGUAGCUUUCAAUCUGAAAUACUUCAGCGAAUGAACACUUAUAAAUUACGUAAUUUUACCAACUAAACGUAAAACAAAGCUAGACGAUUUUGUCGGAAAUAACUUAUAUCCCUAAUAUCACAAAUGGAAAACUAUUAGCCUAAGUGUAAAACAUAAACACUGGAAUCAGCAUGUGUGCUCAAGCCUACGAGACUAUCCCGCACCCUCUGACAAGAACUGAAAUUAAAGCGCGAUUCAAUGACUUGUAAUAUCUACACGAUCCGAAAUGGCUCAACCCAAAGCCUAUCAAUAGCAAGUCAUCCAACAUGCUCAAUUUCCAGCUUCCUGCUACUUUCUGUGUGGGGCUCGUGUCUAGAUAGUUCUAUUCUCAUUUCCCUGUACGUCGACGCAUUACUGUCUUAGCUUUAGUAUAUUUAGUCUUUCAAUAUAAGAUGUUUUCGUUACCAGUUUCCAACUUCGAAGAAAAAUCAUUAAAUUAGUAAAAAGAAACCGAAUCGGUGGCAUAUCAAAAAAUUAAGUUUAGAUUAAUUAAUUGUACAUGUUUAACGUACAGUUCGCACUUAGUAAAGAUUUAGGGCUUUAGGCUACAAACAUAUACUUGCAUAAAUCAGGACUCUGUGAUUGCUCAUUGGUUGAUUUGAGAACCUUGUGUUUUAGGUCAAUUUCGAAAUCUGCUCGUGUCAUUCGCUCAAUGGAGGUGAUAUCUUGUCACACUAAAAAUAUUGGGUGCAUCAGGUACGACGACUUAAUGACGGCAUACAUACUGAUCAUGAACAACUAAUCAUUUUCUGAUCGCCAGUUCAUACUAUAUUACUAAAUCUAGUAACUACACAGACUGGGUUCAAACACAAUUACUGGUUUGUUUGUUUGUUUUUUGCUGUGGUUAACAGCUCGGGUGUGUUUUUUAACAAGAAAUAUUUUAUUUACCACCCUCGGAAAAACCAUAACUCUUCACUAAAUAAAGUGUGUUACGUAACACAUUCGGAAAAUCUGGGACUCUUCACUAAAUAAAGUGUGUUACGUACCACCCUCGGAAAAUCUGGGACUCUUCACCAAAUAAAGUGUGUUACGUACCACCCUCGGAAAAUCUGGGACUCUUCACUAAAUAAAGUGUGUUACGUACCACCUAAGGAAAAUUUGUGACUCUUCGCUAAAUAAAAUGUGUGUUACGUAUCACCUUCGGAAAAUUUGUGACUCUUCACUUUAUAAAGUAUGUUACGUACCACCCUCGGAAAAUCUGGGACUCUUUACUAAAUAAAGUGUAUUAUGUACCACCUUCGGAAAAUUUGUGACUCUUCGCUAAAUAAAGUAUGUUACGUACCACCCUCGGAAAAAAUGUGACUCUUCAAUAAACAAGAUGUCAUUUAAUCGCAAUCGGAACAAAAGUUUAUCAUCCACCUGAACGAUUUUUUAAUUCCGUUGUAAGAAUGAUAAUUUUUCCGAGGAAUAUCUUCAUGGAAAAUGUUGGUAGUUUUAUUCUAUGUUUAAACUACUUAUUGACUGAUCUUAAUGUUCGUUCAAACUCUCUGGCCCUAUUGCAUUCCUCGCGUGGGUAAAUUAAAUUAUGAAAAAUACUGUAGUGUUUAUAGUGUGUAUAUAAAGUAUACGAGUACCUGUUACUAACCUGAAUUUAGAAUAAAUGCAGAAUAUAUUCGUGAGCACAGGAUUUAUAUAAAAACCUACAUGUUUUAUUUAAUUGUGUUUCAGUAACAUUAGUGUCUGAUAUCGGUAAAGGGGCUCACCGCAUGUCAGGACACUAAAUCUGAUCUGUUCCUGUUUUUUUCCAAUGUUUUCAGCCAUAGGUCUAAUCACAAUGGAAUAUUAUUAUCAUUUGACGUUUGACAGAUGUUGGACACAUGUCAAGUUGGUGUCUGUGAUACGUUGUCGAAUAUUUAUAGUUAACUGAGGGGUGGGGGAUAUCUAUAUCUGUAUGACUUUAUCAAAAAAAAACUUUGUACACCAAAAUAGUUAUUGUGAUGACGCGUACCUGAAUAUUUAGUUUUGUGGUACUUUGUUUUUGCAAGUUAUACCAGUUCUGUAAAGAUUUAGCUGAAGAAAAUUAUGUAUUGGGUAAAAUAUUUAUAACAAAAUGGUAAACCGUUAUAACGCUUUAUUAGAUUUACAAAUACAUAAUUAUAUAUGUAAUUUAUGUGUGAAACAACGUAAUAUUAUACAUGAAAUUAUUCUAAUCAAAAGGUGUAUCGUGUUGCUUGUGCAUACUUAGCAUAUAUUGCGUCAGUGCAAGUUCGUUAGUUUUUAAAAUAAAGUACAAUGAUGAUAUAUAUAUCAAUAUAAACAUUAUAAACAAAAGACGUGUAGUAUAAUUCAGGAGCUAAAUCUACUUGUAUGCGUAUUUGUGGUAAUAAAAUUCAAUAUAUUCCAUGUAGAUUAUGUAUAACCGUAAUUAUUAAUAAAAACUCUCAUGAACAAAUUAACUGUCUCACACC
Messenger RNA from Limulus polyphemus (Atlantic horseshoe crab), 5440 nucleotides. RefSeq names its product metabotropic glutamate receptor 7-like. The transcript is spliced from 9 exons. NCBI's taxonomy places the organism in Eukaryota, Metazoa, Arthropoda, Merostomata, Xiphosura, Limulidae. The record is from RefSeq and is a predicted model, not a curated record. Gene Ontology annotation, cellular component: membrane. Gene Ontology annotation, biological process: G protein-coupled glutamate receptor signaling pathway; regulation of synaptic transmission, glutamatergic. Gene Ontology annotation, molecular function: adenylate cyclase inhibiting G protein-coupled glutamate receptor activity. The coding region runs from base 308 to 2989 and encodes 893 amino acids.